UUGAAAUUGUUCACCAGAGGCAAGGUCCAGGGACAGAUACGGAGUGUUUCCUUCGGGUGACAUAAUGACUUUUAAUGACAGACUGAAAACGAACGACGAAUGACGGAAUAGAAAGCGUGCAAGAGAAGGCGCACAGAAGAGAGCAACAAACUGAAUGCAGAUAAAAGCGAUUCCAUUGAAAGGGGCGGAAGUUAAGCAGGUCCGGUGCACCAGCUGACUUCGAACAAGACCAAGGAUCGCGUUUCGGUGCGCGGAAAGGGGAACAUUUUAGUUAUUGUCACAUGAUUCCAGUUCGGGGAAAAAACGCCAGUCAAUCGGACCUGUAUUUUAGCUAGACUGUACACAUACAAUAUUGUUUACAUUGUAGGGGACGGGUCGAGAAUUAUUAAAGAUCGGGGCUUACGUUCACUGAAAUUAUACAACAGGAACUUUUUUAUCCAUCUGCCAAUGAGAGGGGGACGUUCACUUUAAAUCCUCACAGGUAGUGUAAGUCUGGGUGAAAAAUGUCGCAAUAAAUAAAAAAGGUAAUAUGAGUUUGCUUAAAGCGUUUGGUUAAGUGGUCUUAGAAUGAACAGCCGACGUUUCUUUAAUUUAUCGAAAAUGGCAUAAACUUGAAUUUGUACUGAUUUUACCUUUAUAGUUCUCAGCAUGGCAACAGAAAGUACCACAUUAAAGCAAAGCUUGCUAAAAGACACGGUGUUUCUUCUGUGCCGAUUGUAAUGUUUUUACACGGAAACAGUAUACGCGGACGACACUAACCAGUUAUAAACCAGUAGACUAAAACAGUUGUAUCGUACUGCGCGAAGCAUUUCGACUUACACGCAGUGUCAUAAAAGGAGAAAAAUACGUUGAUGUGUAGCAUAUAUACAUGUGUAUAAAAUAAGCGUUUAUAAUGCUUCUAACAGGCAUAAAUGAGUUUAAGCAUUUAUUGUACAGAGGAUCAUGAUUUAUUCUUAUCUGUAAGCGCGGCUGCAUACACUGGCUUUCGGGAAGUUCUAAACGCGAGAAAAGUGCUUGAUCAUCCUUUGUCAGCAGAAGCGCGUGAAUCAGCGACUGGAGCUGUUGCACCGCAGCGCGCGGCCCGCAUGACUAGACAGAGCGGCGAUCAUCCGCUGCCCAGAUGCAUGCGAGGUGCAGGCAGACGUCCUCUUUUUUGGAUGUGUCUUAUUCACGCAGUUGAAAUUAUACUGUGCCGUGUUGGUAACUACUGUUAAUGAAGAAUUCAUAUGAGUCUGGCUUUACUUGUCUAAUUGUUUUGGAGCCGUUUUGGAGGUAUUUUAUGAAAUACAAAUUCCACUCUCGCCCGGGUCUACUUAAGUAUUUAGCAUCUUUAGCAUAGUCUGUCUUACUCCGAUGUCCCAGAUAAUGUCUUUCGAGAGCCGCAAGUCCUCCAUGUUCACCUUCCAGUCUUCAGUGCACAGCACGCGGGUACUCCAGUACUUGGAUGAGCAGCGGCAGAAAGACGUUUUGUGUGACGUCACUGUCGUGGUCGAAGAAAGGAGUUUCCGUGCCCACCGCGCCGUACUGGCAGCAUGCAGUAACUUCUUCCAGACCAGGAUUGCCAGCCAUGUUGGCCAAGGGCUGGUCAUCACACUACCCAGUGAGGUCACAGUGGAAGGAUUUGACCCACUACUGCAGUUUGCAUACACAGCAAAACUCCUCUUCACGAAGGAGAACAUCUUGGAGAUUCGACGCUGUGCAGCGAUCUUAGGCUUCCGCAACCUAGACAAAGCCUGCUUCGAGUUCCUGGUUCCCAAAUUCUUUGACGACACAAAAGAUGAACAGUCAGUCUAUCGGAAGUCGUGGUGGAAGAAGAGAUGCUGCAAGCAGAAACGACAGGGAGCCAAACUCAGUGGCACCGUGGACGACGGCGACAACGUUGCUGAGGUAGAGCUCACGGACAUCGAGUCUACCGAUGGUCCUGUGAAAGAGCCAAACAAACCGUGUCGGUUUGCCAAACCAUCCAUAAACGCACGUGGCCAAUGCAGCCCAAUCACUCAGGAGAGACAGAAGGAAGACUACUGUGUCCUGAGUCCAAAGUACUGCGGAUUCACCACGAGAGAGAAACUCUGCCUGGGAUCCUGCUCAGAGCUGGCCACUGAGAGCAACAGUGGGCCAAGCAUCAGUGAAGACCUGGUCCAGUGCCAGCUGAGCCAAAGCCAGACACACUCAGAUCACCUGACACGUGAGAAGGAGGUUGCCAUGAGGUCAAGCUGCCUCCAAGCACUUUCGGAGAACACCACUGCUACCGGCUUCGAGGAGAUGCAACAUUUAGGCUCUAGGCAGGAUGUGAGGUCAAGAGGAAUGAAAUUUAAAUGUUGCGUACUGGAUAGUUUGGAUACACCCUUCCAUAAACUCUCCCGUAAUGGGUCUGUUUAUGGAUUGAAUCACGUCCACUCCCAGAGUCCGACUCAGAAGAACAGGGAGAGAGAUCAGAUGAGCAGCAUCGAGAGGGAGGUAGCCGAACACUUAACCUCCUGGUCCAACUCGUGUGAAGCAAGCGGCUCUAUAGACCCCAAAAAGGAGGACUGCCCAUUUCUCCAGGAGCUGAGGGAUGGGAGCACAUGGCUCCCUGAGUGUGAAAGGGCUUCCAUUGCUGAGAAAAGCCCCUGUGUCUCCGCCAUCCACUCGGGGGAGGAGUCGGACGCUGACACAGAAGGAGACAGCGAGUGCUGUAUCAGUGAGAGGGCUCGCAAGGUGCAGCUGCCUUAUUCAGUGGAGGAGAUCUCCUCCUUGAGUCGUAACGAAUUCCAGCAGCUGCUGAAGGUGCGGCCGUUGACCCAGGAGCAGAUGGACCUUGUGCACGACGCGCGGCGUCGCAGCAAGAACCGCAUGGCUGCUCAGCGCUGCCGUAGGCGCAAGCUGGACUGCAUCCACAACCUGGAGUGCGAGAUCGACAAACUGAGGUCUGAGAAGGAUAAACUCCUCCAGGAGCAGAAUCAUCUCAGCCAGCUGAGGCUCAAGACCAGGCAUAGUCUGUCGGACCUGUGCCAGCGGGUUUGCCGGGAAGCCAGGCUGCAGCCGGAGCAGAUGGAGGUGCUGGCCAAAUAUUCGUCACCAGAUUGCCCCCUGUCGGUGUUCAUGGCAAACAUGCCCCACGUAGGACUGCCUAGACUGGACCGAGACCAUGUCCAGGAGCCCCUAUAAACGCAUCUUGUGGACCCCCCUGUGGACACCCCGUCGAUGGGGCCCCCAGAGUGCCUGCAAUGCCCGGCUUAGCAAAAGCUCACAACAGGUCACUGGAUGGCACAUCCACAAGGCACUGCCACUCUUAUGUCUUGGACACGAGGAGUAAGUGUCCCACUGAUUCAUGAAAAACUUCCGUUUUUCUUUUCUUUUUUUUUUUUUUGAAGAACAUACCAGCAGUCACUAUGCCACACAACCGCCAGCACUCACCUUUAAAAGUAUAUGAGUGCAAAGUACGCAAAAGUGUCCCGUGCUCUGGACGGGACGGCAGAAUCACGGGACGUGGGGACGCGGAAUAGGAGUGGGAGACUUUUGUUCGAGUAGAGGAGGGGAAACGUGUUUAAGAAACAGAAAGAAAAAAAUGGGGGCCAACUUAAAUGAUUGUUUCUGCGUCAGCACAAGUGAAAAAAGGGGGGAAGUUAAAAUGGGCAUUGGAUUGUGGGCAGAACUCAGGGAUGGGGGUUCUGGGCUGAGCCAAAUUCUGUGUGACUGGUAAUAAGGCACAGCAGAAGUGAAUGAAUGCGCUCAUCCCCGGCACAGAGCAUCCAUGUCCCACCGCCGUACAUUUACGACGAAGAAUGCAUUCACUAGCUCCACAUAGGAUAUUGUAUUAGGUCCUUUUUUGGAAGGAAGUAGUAACUCUGUCCUUUUAUUGUAUGUUAUUGGAAGUCUUGCUUUGUCCUGUACAGUGUUAACAUGUAUUCCAUGCUCUUCCAGUACCACUCAGAACCUCAACAGGAGCAAUUUCCUGUAGGUGGAACUUAUUUCAGGGGUAGAUAUUAGCAGUCAGAGCCUUGAUAACCUGUCAGGAGAUGUGAUUGUCCUCUGCGUUGAGAGUAUGGUAAUGGUAAAUCAUAUAAUUUUUAACUGUCAAACCCAGACUAAUGUAACAAGGGGACAAUUAUCGCCAAACUUGGUCAGAGGGUGCUUGCGUAUCAGAACUGCCGAACUUCCAGGCGUGCCCUGGUCUUUGAUCAGAGGGGGACGUUUUUUAAAUGCACAACCUCUAUAGCCUCAGGUCCAACACACCAACACAUACCUCAGCUGGGCAGAGACUGCAUGUCCAGGUAACAUGGAUGAAUGUAGUUUCUGCACUCAGCAGAGCUGUAGAAGCUGCAAUAACAGUAUUGGGAUAGAAGCCCUUUUCUUGGUGGCACAGCAUAACCGAUGAAUGAUGGUUCGUUUUAUGAGUUGAGGACUCACAAUCCAACAUCAUUCAGUCAGCGGCGAUCAUGUCGCAGGACGUUCUGUUGCGUGUCCACUGUGUGCAAGGGCGCCGUAAAGGGGGAAAGUUUGGAUGAUUCCAAGGGCCCCAAAGUGACAGGGGCCCUAAAAAGUUUGUAGCAUAAUUGUUUUGGUCGGGGUUGGGGGCCCAAUAUGAUAUGCUUUCAUUGGGUCCAAAAUAUCUAGAGGGUGCCUCUGACUGUGUUUCCCGCCUAGAGACCAGGCCAGGUUCAAUGGGGUUCAAUCAUUCCUCAGUAACUGAGUGACUUACCAUUGUUUCUGUUUGCUGAAACAAUUAUUGAGAACCUGUUUACUUCUGGGCUCUAAAUGUCUGCAGCGUAGAACAUACAGGUUCAGAGGUCGUCUGUCCUGACUGUACCCACAAGACAAUUGUAUCUGAAGAAAAUCUUCACAAUUAUCCUGUUGCUAUUUUGAUUCUGCUUCCUAAUUUGGGUGCUAGAGGUGGGGGGUGUGUACUGACCUAGAGUAUGCUGACCGUUUGGAGUUGCACCUACCAAAAUAUUUAAUUGUGCUUUUCCUUUAAAUAAAAAACACUCUAUGCAGGCAUUCUGUCAACAAAAACAAAAAUCACAGUUAAGACAGAUUAUUUUAAUAAGUCAAAGUAACUAUUCAUAGGAAUCCAGAGGUAAGGUAUUCCAGAAAGGUUUGACGUUUUGAAGUUUGUUGACUACCAGCACCCGAAAAAAGGGGCUAUAACAUUGCCACUGACCUACUAAGUUUGUUAUGGUAAUGUCUCUGCUGGAGGGAAUACGGGGUGGGGGGGGGGGGUUGCAACUGAGCACAAGGGUAUACAGUUAGACAGCAGACUUUGUAAUAGCACAGGUGUCUCUAGGCAACAUGUCCCCUUCAUGCAGGUCACUGGACCAAGACAUAGACCAGACAAACCAUGUGACCCUUCAGCCUCACACAACUAAAAUCCACAACCUUUGAAUUCACUUGCUGUUUUUUAACUUUUGCUCCCAUGACCUCUCUGUAUUGGAUCUGUAAAUUCCUUUUCACUGGAUGUAUUUUUGUCUGUUCUUUCAAUUAUGUUUUCUCAACACAAUUAAAAGAAAAUCUCUUUAAAACGUUCAUAAUCAGGUGAAGUCCCUUUAGUGUUGAUCCUGCAGGAUUCUUCAUAAUGUCAGUGUAAUGGAUGAAAGGUUUGAUUAAGCUUUGAAUUUUUGUUGAAAAUAUUCGUUCUGUAUUCGUUUCAUUGCAGCUGCUGCUCUCACUUGGUGUACAUUGAUUUUGUCUACAUGAAAAUCAGUUAUCCUCUAUGCUCAAUAAAAUUUGUUUAUUUUGUA
Messenger RNA from Brienomyrus brachyistius, 5717 nucleotides. It is a transcript of the gene bach1b, whose product is annotated as BTB and CNC homology 1, basic leucine zipper transcription factor 1 b. NCBI's taxonomy places the organism in Eukaryota, Metazoa, Chordata, Actinopteri, Osteoglossiformes, Mormyridae. The transcript has 6 exons. The record is from RefSeq and is a predicted model, not a curated record. Bases 1354 to 3147 code for a protein of 597 amino acids. Gene Ontology annotation, biological process: regulation of transcription by RNA polymerase II. Gene Ontology annotation, molecular function: RNA polymerase II cis-regulatory region sequence-specific DNA binding; protein binding; DNA-binding transcription factor activity, RNA polymerase II-specific.